CGUUAUCUACUAUCGCCCGACUCUAAUAUACGUGAGUGUUACUUGUGUAUAAUUUUAGUUGUAAACAGUGUGUUAACGUUAUUUUGUGGGUGAAAAAAUAAUUGCCAUAGAUUCCGCGGUUUAAAUACCCUCUGUGGUUUGAUUUGUAAUAAUUUACAAAGCCGUGUUGGUAUUUUAACAGUUCAAAUGCUAACGUGCGAUGCUAAAGCUAACAUCCGAGUGGAGGCUGAAGUUGUAAAUGUACCCAGAUGACAGAGAGGGUCAGUGAAAUGAAAAUGUGCUCUGUCCGCUGGGCUUUUCGUUGUGCUUCGUGGACACCGAGCCGAGCUGAGUGGUUGUUUGCGGCUCGCUGCAUCCAGAAAGAGGAGAAAGAAAGAAUUGGACAGUUUGUUUUUGCCAAAGAUGCCAAGUCAGCUAUGGUUGGCAGGUUGUUGAUCAGGAAGUUUGUCUGUGAGAAGAUGGGAAUGCCCUGGUCAGAAAUCCGACUGGAACGAUCUCACAGAGGGAAACCAUAUCUGGCAGCACCUUCUAAGAACAGCUCUGAUUCAGGUGCUGCCUGGAGCUUCAACAUCUCCCACCAAGGGGACUACGCUGUGCUGGCUGCAAAUCAAGGAUUCCAGGUGGGAGUGGAUAUCAUGAAAAACACCCUGCCAGGUAGCAACUCUGUCCCCGAGUUUUUCCGCAUCAUGACUCGUCAGUUUACGGCGCACGAGUGGAGCGUCAUCCAAUCAUCUGGCUCUGAGUACCAGCAGCUUGCUGCGUUCUAUCGACACUGGGCACUGAAGGAAAGCUUUAUUAAAGCCAUUGGCACUGGUCUGAACUUUGACCUGCAGAGGGUGGAGUUCCACCUGACUUCAGAACCACUCACGUCGGGUCAGGUGCUGCACCAGACCAAGAUGCACCUGGACGACGAAGAGGAGGACUGGAUAUUUGAGUGUGUUUCUGUUUCACAGGAGAGUCUUCUGGACCCUGACCAUCAUGUCGCUGUUGCACUUGGACCAGCAGACAAACCAGGAGUCACAACCAAUUCUUCCUUAACUUCUCCCCCUCCUCCCACCUCGUUUACACUGCUGUCGUUCAGCGACCUCAUUGCCUCAGCCUCUCCGCUCUCAGAGGAGGACCCUGCCUACUGGGUCAGCUUUAAGACGAAGGACGAAGCUCCGCAGAGACAGAGGGAGACGCGCACGUUCAGGCAACCACCUGCCUGAUGCUGAAAGUGAAUCUUCGACUCAAGACUUGUUAAGUUUUAUUCAUGAGGCGAAAGCUCCGAUUUCUGUCUCAUUAGGAGAUGAGAAGUGAUGCUGCUUCUGGAAGUCCCUAAAAAACAUCUUCUUUGACAGAUAAACACUGGACCUAUUUUUAUUUUUUCAUUUUUUUUUUUUUCUGUUAUUGCUUUUAAAAAGUGUAUUGCAUAAA
Messenger RNA from Cynoglossus semilaevis (tongue sole), 1416 nucleotides. RefSeq names its product aminoadipate-semialdehyde dehydrogenase-phosphopantetheinyl transferase (gene aasdhppt). Gene Ontology annotation, molecular function: magnesium ion binding; holo-[acyl-carrier-protein] synthase activity. Lineage: Eukaryota; Metazoa; Chordata; Actinopteri; Pleuronectiformes; Cynoglossidae. Gene Ontology annotation, cellular component: cytosol. The record is from RefSeq and is a predicted model, not a curated record. The transcript has 7 exons. Bases 249 to 1208 code for a protein of 319 amino acids.